Gambusia affinis (western mosquitofish) is the source of this 2254-nucleotide messenger RNA. It is a transcript of the gene marchf11, whose product is annotated as membrane-associated ring finger (C3HC4) 11. Gene Ontology annotation, molecular function: ubiquitin-protein transferase activity; zinc ion binding. The transcript has 4 exons. NCBI's taxonomy places the organism in Eukaryota, Metazoa, Chordata, Actinopteri, Cyprinodontiformes, Poeciliidae. The record is from RefSeq and is a predicted model, not a curated record. Bases 636 to 1820 code for a protein of 394 amino acids. Gene Ontology annotation, biological process: protein ubiquitination.
UUUACCCAUUUUUAUCAAAACAGUCACUUCCAAUAACUUCCAGAAACUCCUGAAUUUGCGGCCAUGAAUGAUUCUGUAUUUAGUUAUUCGGGUCUUAAUUCCUCCGCUGGAUGAAAGCUGGUUUGUUUUGAGGUCUGAUCAGCUGAUGAUGAUGAUGAUGAUGAUGAUGUUAAUGAUGAUGACAGCAUCUGCGCGCCUGCAGGUGAUUCCUUUAAGACCAGGAGGAGGAGUGCAGCAGGUCGCCACGUUUCCACCGUUACAUUUUCUCUGCCCGGUGACCUGGAGCCUCUUCCUGCUGGUCCUGAUGCUGCCGCCGCCGCUGCUGCUGGGAUCAUGAAGCAGCUCUUCCCUCCCUCUGGUUGCCUCUGGAAACUCGCCUCGUCCAUCAUAUUAAUGGGAUAAUAAUGUGAUUGAUUGGUCAUUUCCGCGGAGAAAUGCUGCUUGCUGCCCGCUGAGAGCGCAGGGAUCUUCAGAGAACUUCCCUCCUGCUGUGAGGAGGAGCCGGACAGCCAGGAGAUUCAUUCAGGUUUUAUUUCCAGCUUCUGCUCCGAGGAGGAAGAGGAGGAACAUGGAGCGCCUCCGCGGCUCUCCGGAGCGCAUCAGGCGGUUCCAGCAGCGGGAGCUUCCGGCUGCGGAUGUGCAUCUCUGCGAGCGGACCGAGCUGUAGCGGAACCGAACCGAGCCGGCUUUCAGCGCGUCCGUGCGUCGCAGUAGAGGAGUGGGGGAGGAGAAAGAGGAGGCAUCUAUGCAAUUUUAUUUUGACUUCGCAUUUUAUUAUGAGCACAGAGGAGGGAGAUGCGGGACCGGCGUGCGGGGAGGCGGCGGGAGCUCCGGCCGCCAAGCAACGCCUCACCUGGGAGGAGAGCGACCCGCUCGGCUCCCAAGGACGUCGGCAGCCCGACGGCGAGGAGGAGCCGCAGCCUGGAGAGGAGGAGGAUGAGGAGGAUGAGGAAGAGGAAGCAGAGGGCCGUGCGCGUGCGGCUGACUCUGAGAAAAUCAGCGGGGAGGAAAACGGGGGCAACACUUCCAGCGAGGAGGGGGCGGUGGGGGGCAGAUGUGGCAAAACGCAGGCGAUGCCUUCAACCUGCAGCAGCGAGACGUGCAUCCCGACCCCGAGCUGCAGGAUCUGCUUCCAGGGAGCGGAACAGGGCGACCUGUUGAACCCGUGCCGCUGUGACGGUUCGGUCCGCUACACCCAUCAGCAGUGUCUGCUGAAGUGGAUCAGCGAACGCGGCUGCUGGACCUGUGAGCUCUGCUGCUAUCGCUUCCAUGUCAUCGCCAUCAACAUGAAGAGACCGUGGCAGUGGCAGCCCAUCACCAUCACGCUGGUGGAGAAGGUCCAGAUCAUCGCCGUGUUUCUGGGUUCGCUCUUCCUGGUGGCCAGCAUCUCCUGGCUGCUCUGGUCGGCUCUCAGUCCGCAGGCCGUCUGGCAGCGCAGAGACGUCCUCUUCCAGAUCUGCUAUGGCAUGUACGGCUUCAUGGACCUGGUCUGCGUAGGCCUGAUUGUCCAUGAGGGGGCAGCAGUGUACAGCGUGUUCAUGCGCUGGCGGGCGGUGAACCUCCACUGGGACGUCCAGAGUUACGACAAGGCCAAGGACAUGGAGGAGACCAGCACCGGCCGCUCCUCGCUGGGCCCCAGGACGCUCUGGUUGCCCCUGGCAACCUUCGGGCCCAGCGGGCCGCUGCACCCCACCCAGCUCGGGUCACGGCCGUGGACCUGCCUCUGUCUGGCCCCGUUCUGCCCGGGGCUGGUGCCGGGAAACAGCCUGAGCCAAGACGCCGACUCAGGGGAGGUGGUCAUCCGCGUGACGUCGGUCUGAGCAUCGACAAGUGGACCUGUAAACCGUCGGCCCGCCGCCCGACCGUCGGCCCGCCGCCCGACCGUCGGCCCGGCCUGGGCAGGUGAACCUUUAGUCUGAACGUUGCUGCCUUUAUUAGUUGCUGCUUUCUGGUGUUUCUGGUGAGUCGGGCUUGUAGUUUGUCCCCAAACCGAUCUCAGCCAGAUAAAGAUGGAUGUGUUCGGUUGGCACUGUGACGUUUUCCUCUCAUCCAUCAUGAGUUUACAUCAGAGCUGGACACUCCUGGUUUACAUGGUAGCAUAUGAGACCAAACUGUUGUUACAUCCGGGUUCUCUGGUACUUUGGCGUCGCAUCAGGAAGGUCAUUUCAGUCCAACUGAAGCAGAAAUCAGUCAGAUUUAGAUUCCUUUGAGGUCAUCAGGUCAAGCAGCUCCUAAAGUCUUGCUGACACUUUAG